Molecule: messenger RNA, 535 nt
Organism: Aspergillus ruber CBS 135680
Lineage: Eukaryota; Fungi; Ascomycota; Eurotiomycetes; Eurotiales; Aspergillaceae
Exons: 1
Coding region: 81-365 (94 amino acids)
Source: RefSeq, a predicted model, not a curated record
GGCUCUCAUGCUCUUUAUAUGUCAAUAGCGCUCGAUACUUGGCCGGCGUAUAUGGAAUUAUGUGUGAUUAUUGAAUUUUCAUGAGCAUUCUUCCUCCCUAUAUUCUUUUAGCAAUGAACGAAUGUGCCUCUGCAUUGGAUUGGUAUGGGAUUCCAUAUGAUGUGCUUGUACUAUAUCGGGGCGGAGAAAUACUGCGGCGGCGAGCUGCUUAUGUAAUUUGCAUGCAGGCGAAUCUCAACGACGAUGACCGAAUUGUCGCCAACAAGAACAACCGCCAGACAGAAAGAGCGAAAGAGAUAUUGUCUGUCAUCAGCUGGGCUGUCUGGCGUUGCUCUUUGCUUUGUAUUUCUGGAUUUCAUCCCUGAAAUCUCUCUUUAUUCCCGUACCUAGGUGUUCAGACGAGACUGAACUUUCUUCCCACAUCGCCUGUUCCGCGGGUAGAAGCUCUUACUUGUCACAAAUUCUGUAUACCCAGAACAGUAUUUGUCUAAGAAGAUGUCGGAUAACCUGUCGGAUGCGGACAAGGUCAGUUGUU